Molecule: messenger RNA, 2927 nt
Organism: Anolis sagrei ordinatus
Lineage: Eukaryota; Metazoa; Chordata; Lepidosauria; Squamata; Anolidae
Source: RefSeq, a predicted model, not a curated record
GACACUGUGCCUAUCGGAGAUAUCUCAGGAGGACAAAAUCAUCCUCCUGGGGGACUUUAAUGCAAGAAUUGGACAAGACUUCAACAUGUGGCCAGGGAUCAUAGGAAAAGACGGGGUUGGAAACAGCAACUCAAAUGGCAUCCUACUUCUCACGAAAUGUGCAGAACACAACCUUGUCAUCACCAACACACUCUUCCAUCAGAAAAACAAGCUCAAGACAUCAUGGAAGCACCCCUGGUCAAAGCAUUGGCACCUCUUAGACUGUGUAAUUAUAGGUGCCAGAGACCGCCAUCACAUGCUUCUCACAAGAGCCAUGACAGGGGCUAAUGACUGCUGGACAGACCACAGGCUAAUCCGAUCAGUGAUGGCUAUCAAGAUCAUCCCCAAAGUAGACUCCAAGAAAGAAAGAUAAGGUGCAAAAUGAACACCCAAGCCCUUCAAGAGCCCUCCAAAUGAGCCCUUCUCCAAACAGCACUCAAGGACCAUCUACCCUUAGAACAUCCCAAAAAAGUUGAGGAACAUUGGAACAAACUGUAGACCUCCAUCAUCACAGCUUGCGAAGAAACUAUUGGAUAUCAAACCAAGAAACAUCAAGACUGGUUUGAAAAAAAUGACGAGAUCCAAUAGCUAAUUGACAAGAAAAGGAAAGGCUUCCAAACAUGGCAGAGAGACAUCAACUGUAAUCUAUGGACCAAAAAACCAUGGCAUACAGCCUCUACGCUCAUCAGAUGGAACCAAACUUCUGAAGGACAAAAAAUCAAUUGCACUAUGUUGGAAAGAACACUACCAAAGCCUCCUGAAUCGCAGCUCCAAUGUGGCCGAAGAGGUUCUCUCACAAAUCCCGCAACAACUAACCAGGGAUGAGCUUGGAGCACUGCCUAGUUUGGAAGAAGUCACCAAUGCCAUCAGCCAACAAAAAAAUAACAAAGCCAGCAGACCUGAUGGGAUCCCUGCUGAAAUUUUUAAAGAGGGAGGACCUUAGCUGACACAACUCUACCAGUUCAUAGAAAAAGUGUGGGUGACUGAGAAAAUCGCAGCAGAUUUCAAGGAUGCCACCAUCAUCACCCUUUUCAGAAAAAGAGAAAGAACAGACUGUGGAAACUAUCAAGGUAUCUCCCUUCUAACCUCAACUGGGAAAAUCCUCGCAAGAGCCCUUGCAAACCGCAUUCUACCCCACUCAGAAGACACCCUUCCAGAAUCCCAGAAUGGCUUCUGCACCUCCAGAGGAACCGUGAACAUGAUCUUCACUGCACGACAGCUCCAAGAAAAAUGCAGGGAACAAAAUCAACCUCUGUACAUGGCAUUCAUUGACCUUGCAGAGGCAUUUGAAUCGCAGUGCUCUCUUGACCAUCCUCCAAAAAAUCGGGUGCCCUAACAAAUUUGUGAACAUCCUCAUGGUGGCAACAGUCUUGGACAGCAGGUGCUCCCCAAGUGACCCAUUUAAGGUGGAAUCAGGUGUCAAACAGGAAUGCGUUAUUGCCCCAACCUCAUUUUCCAUCUUCAUCACUAUGAUACUUCAUCUUGUUGAUAGGAAGCUUCUAUCGGACAGAAAUCAUCUAUCGGACAGAUGGCAAGCUAUUUAACCUCAGCAGACUAAAAGCCAAAACCAAGGUUACAACAACAUCUGUUAUACAACUCCAGUAUGCUGAUGACGUCAUCUGUGUACAUUCAGAAGAAGACCUACAAGCCACUCUAAACACCUCCGCAGAAGCAUAUGAGAGGCUCAACUUGUCAUUGAACAUUGAGAAAACCAAAGUGCUCUUCCAGCAGUCACCAGCCAAUCCCUCUCCAAUGCCAGAAAUACAGCUUAAUGGUGUAACAUUAGGAAAUGUUGACCAUUUCCGCUACCUUGGCAGCCACCUCUCCACAAAAGUCAACAUUGACACCAAAAUACAACACCGUGCAGCAUUUUUCCGACUGAAGCAUAGAGUGUUUGAGGAUUGGGACAUCCAUAGGGAUACCAAGAUGCUUGUUUAUAAAGUUAUUGUCCUCCCUAUCCUGCAAUAUGCCUGUGAAACAUGGACUGUCUACAGACGUCACAUGCAACUCCUGGAACGAUUUCAUCAGCGCUGCCUCCGGAAAAUCCUGCAAAUCUCUUGGGAAGACAAGCAGACAAAUGUCAACGUGCUGGAAGAAGCAAAGACCACCAGCAUUGAAGCGAUGAUCCUCUGUCAUCAAUUCCGUUGGACCAGUCACAUUGUCCGAAUGCUUGACCACUGUCUCCCAAAGCAGUUGCUCUUCUCCGAGCUCAAGAAUGGAAAAUGGAAUGUUGGAGGACAGGAAAAGAGAUUUAAAGAUGGGCUCAAAGCCAACCUUAAAAACUCUGGCAUAGACACAGAGAAUUGGGAAGCCCUGGCCCUUGAGCGCUCUAACUUGAGGUCAGCUGUGACUCGCAGCGCUGUAGAAUUUGAAGAGGCACGAAUGGAGGGCAAAAGAGAGAAAUGUGACAAGAGGAAGGCACAUCAAGCCAACUCCAACCAGGACCGCCUUCUGUUUGGAAACCGAUGCCCUCACUGUGGGAGAACAUGCAUGUCAAGAAUAGGGAUCCACAGUCACCUACGUACCCACUGCCAGUACACCGAACUUGGAAGACAAUCUUACUCAGUCAAUGAGGGAUCGCCUAAGUAAGUAAGUAAGUACAGGCUGACAAUUUUAACUGGAGCUUGUUUUGGGGGUAGGGCUUCUGUGACAAGCCUCCUGAAAAAAAAAACAUGCUAGGCCUUAUUUUCCAGUUUGGUCUUCUUUUUGGGGAAAUAGGGUAAAAGGGGAACAUUUCUGCUCCUGAAGGGACAGCUGGCAAGAUUUCUUUUCAAAUGCCUUUGCUUCUCCGAACACAAAUGCAGGCACCUUCUUGCAGGUUGUUAUGGUACUAAAUGGAAUCUUGGCCAAGUUGUGUUGCCAGACUGAGUCCUUAUCUGUCAAUUUCC